This is a messenger RNA of Larimichthys crocea (large yellow croaker), 2740 nucleotides long. RefSeq names its product IKBKB interacting protein (gene ikbip). The transcript has 3 exons. Bases 982 to 2190 code for a protein of 402 amino acids. Lineage: Eukaryota; Metazoa; Chordata; Actinopteri; Sciaenidae. The record is from RefSeq and is a predicted model, not a curated record.
CGGAUUGGUCUGGAAGAGGGAGCUGAGGCGAAAGGCAGAGUCCACCCUCACCUCUGGUCAUGAGCUGUGGGGUAGUGACGGAAAAAAUGAGAUUGCGGAUACAAGUGGUCGAGUGGCCGGGCUCAGCCACCCUCAGAAAGAGGCCGAGGAGCUGAGGUGACGCCUCCUGGGUGCCUUCUUUUGGAGGCAUUAUGUGCACAUCCAACUGGGAGGAGAUCCUUGGGCAGACCUAGAAACCUCUGGAGGGGACUACAUAUCCCAUGUAACCUGGGAACGCCUCAGGAUCCCCCAGGAGGAGCUGGAAUAUGUUGCUGGGGAGAAGUAAAUAGAUUUAGGGAAUAGAUAUACACUAAUUAAAACACAAUUAUGCAUAUUAUAUUAAAUUUCUGCCAUAUUCUGUGAAUAAACCCUUUAAAUCUGACACACUGCACCUUUAAAUGAUUAAUCGAUUCUCUAAAAUUGUUGCUAAUUAAUCGAUUAACUGCAUCAUUAAUCCAGCAUGGCCACCUUCAGGACAAGCCGCUUACGUGGCUAGGCGAGGCGUUCAAAGCACCUCAUAUGAUGUCGGAAUUUGGAGUGUUCGGAUUGAAGCAAUUUACAUACACGACUAAAAUUUCUAUCUAUAACCCUUAUUUCACUUUGUGUAGAAGGUAACAUGUUAUAUCCAAAUGUUAUGUUUGUUUAUAGGUAAAGUUUUACUGUUCUUAACUAAGCAAUUCGUGUUAGUAAGUGUUCGUAUUUACGAGCUUCCCGAGGAGCGCUUGAACGCGUCAUUUUCCUUAAGGAUCUGCGUAAAGGAAAAGAGUCGUUACAGCGGAAAAUACUCAAACACAGCCUUUAAUUAGACUUUAUAACGUGAUGUUAGUGUCCUGCAUUAUGCAUUUAUCUGAGAAAGGACUGUUUCAUGUGACAGUAUAGCUGUUUAGACUUUAGUUUUAACUGUUAGGCCUUUUUUUUAAAAAGUGUGCCAGUGUGCUAAAAAUGCCUACUGAGGUAAAACAGAGGAAGAAGAGCCCAAAACAAAGUGAUGAAGGAUCCGGAGCUUCGGCUGCAAACGGCAAAGAUGAAGCCCAUAAAGUGAAGACUGAAGCUGGAAACAAUCAAAGUUUGGAUGUUAGAAGUAUUUUGUGUUUAUUGUCGCUUGCUGCGUGCGCAGCUCUGAGUUGGGUGGUGCUGCAGCAGAAUGAGAGGUUUUCUGACAUUGAAGAAAAGUACAGAUUGUUACACGGAAAGGCUUCAAGUCUGUUCGACAUGGAGGAAGAAGUCCUGAAGGUCUCUAAAAAGCUUGCCGCCUCUGAGGAUGACCUCCAGGAGGCGCUCUCCACCGUCUCCUUGGCAACACGUCUCCAGCAGGACAUCUCCACCCUCCACGCUGCUGUCAUGGUGAUGCAGGCCGACGAGAACUCCGCCUCCCGUGACCUGCAGACGGUCAACGCCCACUUCCUCAACGUGACGGAGACGUGGCAGGAGCGCCUGGCCGCCAUCACCUCUGACCUGACCUCCCUCAAGGCCGAAUCCCGGGAAGCUCACACCCUAGCCACCGAGCGGGUGAACGAGGCGGAGCGGAGGACCCGGUCUCUGGCGAAGAGGUUGGAUGAGCUGGAGGACAGCACAAAGAGGAACGCCCGAGCUAUGGAGCGAGCAGAGGAGGACGACACCAAGCGAGCGCAGAGUCACCUGGACUGGAACACCAAGCAGAUCCACAACCUGGAGGAGGCGAUCAGCAGCCUGAACAAGAGGGAGGCUGAGAUGAGCUCUGAGCUCCAGGAGCACAUUCCCCGGGCGCUCAUGUGUGAAGAGCACCUGCCUCAGGUAGAGGAGGCCGUGCGCUCCAUCCUGAGGCUGGGGUCCGAUCUGAACGGGGCGGAGAAGCGUCUGGAGGAGGUGACGUUGCAGGUGUUUGGGACCGAGGACAGCAUGCUGAAAGCGCUUAAUGAAAUCCUCCAGAUAAGACAGGAGCUGGACACCCUGCAGGCUCAAAACAGCAUCCUCAAGAUGAAGAACGAGCUGUCGGUGGUGAAAGAGGCGGUCCGUGAACUCGCCAUGGUGCUGAGGGAGAAUAGGGUUGACAACCAGGGCGACUCCGACACUCAGGAGGAAGAAGGAUGGAAAGACGAUGAGGAGGUGGAGGAGGAACCGUGGGAAGACGAUGAGACAACUCAACCCCUUUAUAAUGACCUCGCUGGAUGAUGUCACUGUUUUUUAGUCGUACUUUUUGCUUUUAAAGAUCAGUAUUAAUGUUUUUGUUAACGUGUACCUCAACUCUACGUCUUAAAAUUGGCACUGUCCUCGAUUUCCACAUGAACGCUGGUAUACAUGCACUGUUUUUAAGUACAAUCAAGAAUGUAAUUAAUUAUAUCUGUCAAAUAUUGACACAUGCACGAGUGACACGUUUCUUUUGUAACUGUAUGAAACAUGCUCCACUACUCUCAAGGCAGCCAUUUGCAGUGACACAGUUAUACAGCAAUGUACAAUAUAAUUUUGAUGUGACAAUGAAUUUAACAAAUUUGCUCCUUUUCUUUGUGUUAUUUAAUAGCAAAUUGAAUAUUUUUCGGUUUUCAUCAGUUUUUUUUUAGGUAAAAACGAGCAGUUGUUUGACAUAUUUGUGACAUUUUUUUACUCAUUUUAGACCCUUGGAAUAAUGGAUUCAUCAAGAAAUAGAUUUGGUACAGGGAUAGCAUUUGUAGAUUCAUAAUAACGCUUCAUGUUUUUCAUUUCAUCACUAAACUUAUUUAAUAAA